AGAACACCGGGGGGCGCGCUACAACAUUCGCAUCACCCAUGAAGAAAAAACUCCUCAGUGAGGAAAAUGGCUGACGUAGAGAUGGACAUAACGUCCAGAAGAAUGAAUAAUGGAAAUGAACACGUUAAACAAGACCUGGAGAGCCAUGAAAGGAGCGGCAAUGAAGACAGUGGAGACGUGUCUGAGGAAGAAGAGGAGGAAGAGGGAACAGCCGAAGCGAACGGCGAGAAGGCAGAGGGAUCCAAACAUCACAGCGGCAGCGGCAAACACAAGCGGAAGAAACACAAGCAUCGCAGCAAGCAUAAAAAGCACAAGCAUGCGGCGAACGAGGACAAGGAGCGAAAACGCAAGCAUCGCCACAAACACCGGAAACACAAGCGCAAAGAGGGCUCGCCUGCCCCAGGCCCCGCCCUCUUUGACCCCUCCAAGAAAGUGGAAUCGUCUCCGUCCUCCGGGAUUCCCAGUCUGGACGACAGAGCUUUGCUGGAGGACUUGGAGAAGCAGAGGGCCAUGAUCAAAGCCGAGCUGGACAGCCAGUUGAUGGAGGGCAAGGUCCAGUCCGGGAUGGGCCUGAUCCUCCAGGGCUACAACUCUGGUUCUGAAGAGGAUGGAGAUGCAAGGAUGAGGAACGGGGAGCAGCGUCCAAGGGGCAGCUCAGGGAAACCAAUAUCUCCCAGGGGCGGCAAAACUGGGAAAUCUAGACGGGACUCGACCGAGGCCAGUAAAUCCAACGCCAAGCGCCGCAGUCGGAGUAAGUCUGCAGAGAAGUCUGCCAGGGAGUCGAAACCGGACAAGGGGACCAAGAGCUCAAAGGAGGCAGUUGUUAGAGACAGAGGUCGCGGCAGGAGCCGGUCAAAAGACCGGAAGCGGUCAGACAGCAAGGACAGGAAAAAGUCCAACUCCCCCCCGAGCCUCCGAGGCGAGCAGAAGGCCAGUCGCACUGAAAAACGUCCGUCUCCACAGCGAGACGACAAAACCAACCAGGAAAGACCAAGCCGGCGGUCCAGGUCACCCGCACGAGAACGGCCGAGGCGCUCUGAUGCCGAUAGGGACAAACGGCCGGCCAAGUCCCCGUCCAAGGACACUUCCUUAGGUAAAGAGAACCGCUCGCCGCACAGGCGGGGGCCCCACAGUCCCACCAGGAAACGCAGCGCUUCUCCUCGCCACAGAGACGCCCAUCACAAGUUGGCCGGUGCCCCGGAGAAGGCGGCGAAACAGAACCACUCUCCGACCAGAACACGGUCCCCCCCCAGGAGAGGACGCAGCCGCUCCGCGGACGUCAGGAGGAGGGAGGCUGACCGGCAGGAGUCCCCGCCAAGCAGAAAGCGCUCUCGGGCAGACGUAGGACCAGCCAGGAACAGAUCCCGGGACAAGAGUCCCAGGUCGGUCUCCCGACGCCGAGUGAGUCGCUCUCCUCUCAGGAGGAGGUCCCCAUCGCCACGGCGACGCUCGCGCUCACCCCCCCGCAGGCGAAGCAGGUCUCCCCUGGGGCACAGGUCCGGGGAGCGGGACCGGUACGGCAGACUCCGGCAGUACCGACGCUCCACCUCCCGGGAUCGGGACAGGAGGAGGAGGAGGCGCAGCAGAGAUGAAGACAAGUUUAAAGGGAGCCUCUCGGAGGGGAUGAAGCUGGACCAGGAAUCCUCAGAGGAUGAAGUGUUGGAUGAGUUUGAAAGCGAGGAGAUCGAUGAAGAAGCUCUCAUAGAACAGAGGCGCCAGCAGCGCUUGGCCAUCGUCCAGAAAUACAAGGCGGUGAACGAAGAGAGCAACAUGGUGUCGGAGCCCAGCAGCCCGCAGAGCAGCACGCGCAGCCGCUCGCCGUCACCCGACGACAUUCUGGAGCGCGUGGCCGCCGACGUCAAGGAGUACGAGCGGGAGAAUCUCAACACCUUUGAGGCCAACAUCAAAGCCAAGCACAACUUGAUCGCGCAGGAGAAAGACGGAGCCAACCCAAAGAAGCCCUCCGCCCCGGACAUGUUUACCGAGUCGGAUGACCUGUUUGCCGCCGACUUUGAUAGCGCCAGGAUGAGAGCUGCAGGUCUGGGCAAGGACUUCAAGGAGAACCCCAACCUCAGAGACAAUUGGACCGACGCCGAGGGUUACUACCGAGUGAACAUCGGAGAGAUUCUGGACAAGCGCUAUGACGUGUACGGGUACACGGGUCAGGGCGUCUUCAGCAACGUGGUCAGAGCCCGGGACGCCGCCAGAGCCGGCCAGGACGUGGCGGUCAAGAUCAUCAGGAACAACGAGCUCAUGCAGAAGACGGGCCUGAAGGAGUUGGAGUUCCUCAAGAAGCUGAACGACGCCGAUCCGGACGACAAGUUCCACUGCCUCCGUCUGUUCCGGCACUUCUACCACAAGCAGCACCUGUGUCUGGUGUUUGAGCCUCUGAGCAUGAACCUUCGGGAGGUUCUGAAGAAGUACGGCAAAGACGUGGGGCUCCACAUCAAAGCGGUGCGGUCCUACAGCCAGCAGCUGUUCCUGGCGCUCAAGCUGCUGAAGCGCUGCAACAUCCUCCACGCUGACAUCAAACCCGACAACAUCCUGGUGAACGAGUCAAAAACCAUCCUGAAGCUCUGUGAUUUUGGCUCCGCCUCUCAUGUGGCAGACAAUGACAUCACGCCGUACCUGGUCAGCAGGUUCUACAGAGCGCCUGAAAUCAUCAUAGGAAAGCCUUACGACUACGGCAUCGACAUGUGGUCCGUGGGCUGCACGCUGUACGAGCUGUACACCGGCAAGAUCCUGCUGCCGGGAUCCUCCAACAACCACAUGCUCAAGCUGGCCAUGGACCUCAAGGGCAAAAUGCCCAACAAGAUGAUCCGGAAAGGCUUCUUCAAAGACCAGCACUUCGACCAGAACCUGAACUUCCUGUACAUCGAGGUGGACAAAGUGACAGAAAGGGAGAAAGUGACGGUGAUGAGCACCAUCAACCCCACCAAAGACCUGCUGGCAGACCUGAUAGGCGGCCAGCGGCUGCCCGAGGACCAGAGGAAGAAGGUGAUGCAGCUGAAGGACCUGCUGGAAGGCACGCUGAUGCUGGACCCGGCCAAACGCGUCAGCAUCAACCAGGCGCUCCAGCACCCCUUCAUCCAGGAGAAGAUCUGACCCCGAAGGCCAGGCGGGACGGGCGGAGGCCGCACGCCACCGCGUCCUCACCUUUAGUUCUUCCCCCGACUUUCUGUUCCAGGAUGGUGUUUUAUUGUAAAUAGAUCAUUCAAACCGUAGCCAUUCUCAAACAUUUUUUGCGACUUCUCGUUGUAAAUCUCCCACCGCCCCGCAGAACCAAUAUGAACUUUUUUUUUUUUAAUUUAACUUUGGAGCAAAAAAAAAGAAAAACAAUAGCUGUAAAUAUUUCCCGCCUGCUGCAUUAACGAUCCAGCGGCAGGCGGGCGGCUGGAUACUUUUUCCAGGUUGCAGACGUCGUUUUUCUGGAACAACCUAACGGUGAGGCGAUGCAUGCUCUUGAAUGUGCUGCAGGCGUGGGUCCGUUUCAUCGUGUCACCCCUCCCCUCACUGUUGUCCCCUCAGGCCCACUUGAAGGAAUUGAUAUUUUGCAUUUAUUUGGUCCAUCUUUCUCUUUUUUUUCCAAAGCAAAAGUCUUUGUUUUAUCUCUUUUAAAAGUCCGUUCCCUCCCUCCCUGCAGCGCUUCGGCCCGGUCCCGGCUCCGAAAGGCUCUCACAUUCAAGUGCCUCCUGUUUGAGCCUCGUGUGAAACACCAAACCGAAGAAGCCUCCGCUGUAACCCCCCCUCACCCCGCCCCGAAUGUUGUAUAUAGUCCGUAGUUCCUGUCCUUUUUAUGUACGCUCAUUUGGUUUCUUUUCAUUACGUGGUUAUCUUGUGAUUUCAAUAAAGAGUAGUCGUGGAAACGCUACUGAAAGAGCUGCUUCAGUACGACGGCUUGUUUUCUAGUAAUAAAAUGCUUCAUGUACAAACUCCCACCGUACUUGAUUCAAACGCUGGAACACGGCGUCCCUUCUGCCGCCACCGCCACAUUCAGGGCCAGAAAUGGUCUCUGAACUUUGCAGAGGACUGCUGAUUUUCAAAGGACUCCUGCUUCUUUGACGCCACGGCACUUCUCUCAAAGCACCGAACAGACGCAGGAACUCGCCAAGAAAGCAUCUAAUGGGCUCUUCUGAUUGAAGCUGCAGAAGGGCGUAGUGUGGGGGUUGUGAUCCUAAUGCACAUCGACAAUGAUGGGGCUGCAUUUGACAUGAAGAUGUGACCAAACAAAUCAGUCAUUCAAAGCACAUUUGGCCUGCACUUCCUUUAUGUGACCAGAAGAGGGCGGCAGAUACCACACAUUUUUAAGCAGCCGUUUAAAACUGGGUGGUUCUGAGAAAACUGCAAAAUUCCCUUCAUGUAAUUUUCCUAAAUAAAGAAAUAAAUAGAAUUCUUA
Molecule: messenger RNA, 4396 nt
Organism: Oryzias latipes (Japanese medaka)
Lineage: Eukaryota; Metazoa; Chordata; Actinopteri; Beloniformes; Adrianichthyidae
Gene: prpf4bb
Product: pre-mRNA processing factor 4Bb
Biological process (GO): mRNA cis splicing, via spliceosome; peptidyl-serine phosphorylation; peptidyl-threonine phosphorylation
Molecular function (GO): protein serine/threonine kinase activity; ATP binding
Source: RefSeq, a predicted model, not a curated record